GGGUGAAAGGGUAGGUCGGACACAGAACAAGCGAGGUGUGAUUUUUGGAGGACCAUGUGUGAAGCGAGAAGCAGCGAAUGGAAGAGUGUUUAAGUGAAAUGGGUUUGAAGGUGAGAGAGCUGGGCACUUGGCAAGGGACGACAUUGCUUCAACCCAACAAGGAUUUAUUUCCGACCUCUGCUACACCCCCCUUCCCCUUCCCCUCCAUUCAACUUACUUCCUCCUACCUGACAUCUGGAAAGUCCUCCUGUACCUAUACCUGCAAGUAAGAACAUCCUGUCACCCUCAAGCCCCCCUUGUUCCCCAAAUCACCAAUGGAUCAGAGGACACAGGGGGGGCCCUCUACGCCACCUCCACUCCCUGCCAAUGCCCCCCCAACAGAACGUGAGAAGGAAGGAGUAGGAGGGAAGAAGGACGAUGAAGAGGAGAAGAAGAAGCGAGAGAAACCGAGAGAUGGAGCACAGAGUGAAUCUUGUGGUGCUGAAAGUGGGACUAGUGACCAACAACAGCAACCCACACAGUUCUCAGUCAAAGAAACCAGUUACUCUGAGGGUAACGUCAAACUCAAAAUAGGCCUGCAGGCCAAACGCAUGAAGAAGCCACCUAAGAUCCUUGAGAACUAUGUCUGUCGGCCAGCCUUCCGAGCCACUGUAAGACAUAGUGGAGGCAGAGGCGGAGGGCGUGGUAAUCGUGGGGCUGGAGCCAUUGAUGGGAGCAGCCACACUUCUAGCCCAAGUCAUGCAAAAGAAGGAGAGAAAAGCCCCUCUGUCAACCGAGGAGCACCUCUAUCAUCUACUGCUCCUGCUGCUGCAUCUCCCUCGCCUUCUCUUCCUCCACCGCCGGUUUCAACCAGUCAAGUCACUCCUGUGAAUGGAAGUGCUCCAGCAAAAAGGGGUCCUCCAAAACUUGCCUGUAAGUCCGAAGGAAAAGCUGAUGUCAAAUCUGUUGCUUCUUCAGAGAGACCCCUUAACCUUCAUCGCCCCAUGACAGAAAGCAAAUCACACUCCUCUGGAAAGAAAAACCAUGUUCCACAAACCAACUCCCCCGCCCCAUCGCCACCAACAAUGCCCCCAGCUGUCACAUCACAACAGGAACCCAAAACAGAUGGGAUCUUAAAAUCUUCUCAGUACAAUUUUUCUGAGGGGCAAAAGGAACAAGAAAGAGGAAUUUCUGCCUGGGGUGCCCCUACUGUGACCGAGAAGCUUGCACAGCUCAUUGCUACAUGCCCACCUUCAAAGUGCCCAAAGCCGAAAGCCCGGAAGGUGUCUCCAGCUCCAGCACACAGUAGCUCACCUCCCUUAAUUUCUAAUCUGCAGCGUCCUGAACGGGCUAUGGCAAAUAGGAACACUUAUUCCAGGGCGGUGCACCAUGCCCCAGCUCCACCUGUUUCACGGCCCCCAGGUCGCCCAUAUGGUUCCAAAAACAAAGACAGUAUACUGGAAAAAUUUUCUGGCACCUCUAGAAAAGAGGAAUCAGAUGGACUUUCAAAAGGUGUCACGAAUAGCAACAGCAGCACAACCACCACCACCACUAGUACUGUUCUGUCUCAAAACAAUAGUCGUUUGACAACGACAUCCACAAAUGAAAGCACUGACAACAGUACCACCAAUGGAUUAAAAUCUCGUCUUGGGCAUUGCCCAUCUCAUUCUUCCUCCACGGCUUCUCUUUCUUCACCAAUAUUUUCCUCUUCGUCAUCCUCCUCCUCAGAGAGAAUUGGAAGUACAGGACCUCACAUAGGUUUGCCAGGCUCCGUAGCCUCAUGCCCUAGAGCAAGCCCCUCCCGAAUAGAGGAGUUUACUGAGAAAGACAAAGAGCGUGACCGAGACAAAGACAUGGACAGUCCCAGAGAUUUAAGUAAGGGCUCCACUCCAGCCAUGGCAGGGAAGCAAGAUGCUAAAGAAAGGUGUCCUUUGUCAGCUCCUCGAAGUGAGAGGGGUAAACACAGUGAGAGCUCAAGCCCAGUCAAACGUAGUCCCAAUCAGGAAAGCCGUGUUAGUGGGGUACCAAGUCCUGCUGAUUCCACCAAAUGCACUAUUUCUCCUUCAUACCCUUCUCUUGCCAGCAGGAGCCCAACACCACUAUGCGAUGACAUUGGGGCUGCAUCUCCUGCAUCACCAACUGAGCAGGAUUCAAAGCCUCUUAAGAAGCGGCGGGGACGGCGACCUCGCUGGACGAAGGCGGUGAAUCGAACCCACAAGUCUUUACUUGAGGCUGCUACUAACCAUCAGAAACUCACCACACCAAUGCCCUUAGGGCUUUCAUCCCUAUCCCCUGUUCGGCGUCCUGUGGGACGACCUCCAAAUUCUAAUCUAAUGCCCCCCAAUUCUAAUCUAAUGCCCACUGUUGUUUCAGAACUUUUUGAAUCUUCACCCAAGAAGAGGGGACGGCCCAAGAACAAAAUGCCUCGGUUAGAUGCACCAGCACGUGGCCGCACCCCAAACAAACUGGCACCCUCAAAAGUCUACUCCAGUCUGCUCAAAUCUAAAGAAGAGCAGGACCCCCCUGUUUUGCACCCUGAAGUGGACUUUAAUCCACCUAAACCCAUGGCAAGAAAGCGAGGGCGCCCCAAGCGCUUACCUCCAACCCUUCCACAAGAAACCCAGCCCCCAACACUUGCUCCUGAGUCAGGGGAUGCUUCAGUUGGUGAAAAACCUUUUCGUAAUAAGGGCAAUGGGCAGCUCAUCAUGAAGACGAUUAUAGGCAAAAUCAAUAAAAUGAAGACAGUGAAACGAAAGAGGCUCCUCAGCCAAAUUCUGCUUGGGCCGAAACCAGGGACUGAGCAGGAAGGCCCCAGAAACAGUGGGCCACCAGGAGCACCGGCUGCUACAAAACCACAGUCUCUUUCGUCACUGGCUGCUACAUUUGGGGGCAAACUAGGGCCGCAGAUCAAUGUUAGCAAAAAGGGGACAAUAUAUAUGGGUAAAAGGAGGGGUCGUAAGCCAAAAUCAUCAGCUAAUCUCUCCCCAGGUGCCCCCACACCCCCUCCAGAACCGUUCUUGUCGCCAAACACUUCUUCCCCACUCCAUCAUCACCAGUCGCAGACCUUGCAAAACCAGCAACACCAGUUGCCUCCAUCUGAGGUGUUCCCUUCCCCAUCACUCUCACAGUCAAGUGGAGGUCAAAGUCCCAUUAGCGAUGCUAGCUUUGUUGAGCCUGGCUCAGUGCAUUUCUCAUCCCACCCACACUGCAGCCACUCCCAUCAGGGCCACCACUCGUUCUCCUUUCCCCCACCUACUUUUUCAGCCCCAUCUGCUCGCACUAUAGGGAGCUCCACAUCAUCAUCCACAACACACCCAUCUCAAAAGAAGUCUUCUUGCCGGGGUUACCACCAUCACCACCACCACUACCGGCAACACUACCAUUAUCGGAAGUUUUCUCCCCCAAGGCCGCUAUUGCCCACGUCUCCUGCUCCACUGAGUGAGCUGAAGGAGGCCACACCUUCCCCAGUCAGUGAAUCGCACAGCGAAGAGACGGUACCCAGUGACAGUGGCAUUGGAACAGACAACAACAGCACCUCUGACCGUGGGGAAAAGGCUGGUUGUGCAAGUGGCUUAGCUAAUGUAGGGGUCUCACAGGGUAUGGCAAGUGGUCUCUUAAUGCCUGGUGUCAUAGGUCCAGCCAUGGGAGCGGGAAUGGGACUUUCUUCCAGAGGAAGGCGGCGGCACUCAUCUUCAGUUCUCUUGGAACGUCCGUCACCUACACCCUCUCCACUUGGAGCGAGGGCAUCACCUGACCCAAGAAGACCGCACCCAGCUGCCCCAUCAUCUGCUUUGGUUGGACAUAAAGAGAAGCACAAGCAUAAGUGCAAGCGUCGUGCACAUGGCUGCCCUAGCUAUGACAAAAUAAAAAGGCAAAAGCGCAAACGCAAGAAGAAGUACCUUCAGCUGCGGACACGCCGACAGGACCCAGACUUUUUGGCUGAUUUGGAUGAGAUCUGUGUUCAGCUCAGUGAUAUACGAAUUGCUCAUCGCACACCUACACUUCGUUUGGGUAGCAGCUUGGGUCUGGGUGCUGGGGCAGCAGGACCGGCCCGUGGGUCUAGCUUGGGAAGUGCCAGAGCCAGCAGCAGCCUUGGAGGUGGAACCAACCCACCACCCCAUCACUAUCUACAUAGAGACCUCUUGCCCACCAUCUUCAGGAUAAAUUUUAGUGGAUAUUAUUCGCCCCAUCCAGCCUACCCAUGUGAUUCACUUCAUUAUGUCCGUAAGCCAGAUCUUAAAAAGAAAAGAGGACGGCCACCUAAGCUCAGAGAAUCUAUAUCAGAAGUACCGUUUGUACCUGGGUUAGGCUUUCCCCUGUCUAGCGGUGGUUUUUAUCACCCUUCUUAUGGUGUCCCAUACUCUUCUGCCCCACUGGGACUUGGCUACUAUCGAGGUUAUACCCCAGCAAGUGCCCUGUACCCCCACCCCCAUCACCAGACUCCCCACUCUGGCCCAUCCCACCAUGUUCAUUCCCCCUCUUUUCCUCCACCUCCGCCCCCUUCUUAUGUCCAUCAUCAUCACCCAUCCCACCUGCUUCUUAACCCCUCUAAAUUUCACAAGAAGAAACAUAAGCUGCUUAGGCAGGAAUAUCUAGGUGGUGGUCGUUCGUCAGUACUCUAUCCUGCCAUGUCGUCUGAGCUGUCAUUUGGCUGGCACCACAAACACAAGCAUAGACACAAGCACCGUGAUCGCUGUGGAGAAGAGGAGGGUGAUGAUGGUGGUGGAGUUGUAGGUAGCAUAGGUGGCAGAAGUGGAGGAGGUGAGGGGAUGGGAGUUGGAAGAGGGGAGCGAGGGAGUGUAGAGUCCCUUCAGCGCUGCCGGUUUGGGCGAGAUGGCUCUGCUGACUCCAGUGCUAACAAACAGGCAGCCUCUGCCAACUCUCCUUCCUCUUCCUCCUCAUCUUCUGCAGAACGGUACAAGCGUAAAGAAGCCUCUUUGUCUUGUCUUGGGCCUUCACGACUGUCUUUGGGCAGCACAAGCCGGGGACAUCAUCCGGUUGACUCCUGGUUUAGAAUGGGAAGUUCUGAUACUGAUUACUCCAAACUCUGUAGAAAUCAGUCCCUUUCUGGGUCUGGUGCAUUCUCUGAAGGACAUGCGCAAAAUACAGUGGAGUGCUCAGAGAGUGACGAGGAAGAUGCUGCUUCCCCCGUUGAGGAGGCAGAAACCAGCCACCACACCAACUUGUUUGCAUCUGCACUAUCUCGAACUUCGCUCAAGGGGAGUCGGAGCAAAAAAGGUGGAACGUCAGAGAGCCCCAGCCUUUCACGUUUGGACCGGACAGUGAGAAGGGAUCGUUCCACGUCUGCAGAGAGGAGAGAGAUGGGGAAUGUGUCUGGCAUGAACCGAGGUGGUCAAUCCAGUGUUCCUGAGGUGUCCGAGGGUCCUCAUCAUCGGCACCACCACCCUCCUCUAUCCCUCUCGCACUCUUCCUCUUGCCUUUCUCAUUGCACUCUUGACCAGCCUGGAAGUGCCGCAGCUCUUCGGCCCACCAGUCGCCAGGCUAGUCCCUCCACAUGCUCCUCCCAGCCUGCAUGCGGCCUUGACUCCCCCCCUUCGCAUCACUCCCAUCGGCCCCCUCCCAAAAACAACCUGCUCCAUGUCAACAAAAUCCUCCGUGCAAAGAAGCUCCAGAGGCAAGCGCGGACAGGAAACAACGUAGUGAAAAAACGGGGUCCGGGCCGUCCCCGUAAGUACCCUCUGCCCUCGCCUCCCCCAUCACCACAGGCAUCUGAACAAGAGAACCACCCUUUACCUGAAAGGCACAGAGGAAGUGUGCUCUGGGAGGGAGACACCGUGGUUGAUGUCAUUGAGUCUGUAGUGCAGAGCCAGCGCAGAAAGGGACGCAAGCGGAAACGCUAGAGGGAGACCGAAGGAGGCGAUGAGGAAGAAGAGGAACCAGAGGUGGAAAGAGAGGCGGAAGAAGAAGAAGACGACGAAGAAGAAGAACGGUCUGCUGCUAGAGAGGAGGAUGUGAUGCCGAGAGUUAGAACAGAAGGAGGGAGGGAAUGGUUGACACAGGAAGAAAUGCAUUGUUUUCGCAGUGCAAUGGAGGGAAAACCUGAUAGCCAGUCCUCCCCAGAGUGCACAGGCGCUACUACCGUGGAACAAGCCCCAACCCCAUCAGUGACCACUCAACGGGAGAAGAGAGUUGCUAGACCACCCAAAAAGAAAUUUCAAAAGGCGGGGCUUUACUCUGACGUGUACAAGACUGAUGAUCCUCGCAGUCAGCUGCUACAGCUAAAGAAGGAGAAGUUAGAAUACACUCCAGGUGAACAUGAGUAUGGCCUUCUACCUGCUCCCAUUCAUGUUGGGAAAUACUUGAGACAGAAACGCAUUGAUUUCCAGCUGCCUUAUGACAUCCUGUGGCUUUGGAAACAUGAUCAGCUUCACAAGAGACCUGAUGUGCCUCUCUACAAGAAGAUCAGAUCCAAUGUCUAUGUGGAUGUGAAGCCUCUUUCUGGCUAUGAAGCCACUACUUGCAACUGCAGGGCGCCUGAAGACCACAACGAGAAGGGCUGUCAGGACGACUGUCUAAACAGGAUGAUCUUUGCUGAGUGUUCUCCAAGUACAUGUCCGAGUGGUGAUCAGUGUGAUAACCAGCAUAUCCAGAAGCAUGAGGGGGUGCAGUGCCUUGAACGUUUCCGAGCUGAGGGGAAGGGCUGGGGGAUCCGCACCAAGCAGCCCCUACGUUCCGGACAAUUCAUCAUUGAGUACUUGGGAGAGGUGGUCAGCGAACAUGAGUUCAGGAGUCGCAUGAUGGAGCAGUACUUCUCCCACAGCGGCAACUACUGUCUGAACCUGGACAGCGGCAUGGUCAUCGACAGCUACCGCAUGGGCAACGAGGCUCGCUUUGUCAACCACAGCUGCGAGCCCAACUGUGAGAUGCAGAAAUGGUCGGUGAAUGGCGUGUACCGUAUUGGUCUGUUUGCUCUGAAAGACAUCAACAGCGGAAUAGAACUGACAUAUGACUACAACUUCCACUCCUUCAACAUGGAAGAACAGCAAGUCUGCAAGUGCGGCUCAGAGGGUUGCCGUGGCAUCAUUGGCGGGAAGAGCCAGCGAAUCAAUGGGCUGCCUGGGAAAGGAGGCGGAUCAGGGGGCGGAGCCCGAAGGCUUGGGAGACUGAAAGAGAAACGCAAGUCCAAACACUCACUGAAGAAGCGGGAGGAAGAGUCCAGUGACAGCAGCAAGUUUUACCAACACCUUUUAAUGAAGCCCAUGUCAAACAGAGAGAGGAACUUUGUGCUGAAACAUCGAGUGUUCCUGCUGCGGAAUUGGGAGAAGAUGCGGGAGAAACAGGAACUUCUGAAGCGAGAGGGAGAGAGAGAGCGAGAGAGGGAGAACAGCAGCCUGUCUCUUUACACACGCUGGGGAGGAGUCAUCCGCGAUGACGGGAACAUCAAGUCAGAUGUAUUUCUGACUCAGUUCUCGGCGCUGCAGACGUCACGCUCUGUUCGCACACGCAGACUUGCGGCGGCCGAGGAGAACACGGAAGUUACACGCACUGCACGCCUGGCACACAUCUUCAAAGAGAUCUGUGACAUGAUCACAAGCUACAAGGAUUCAUCUGGUCAGACUCUUGCUGCUCCGCUGCUUAACCUCCCUUCUAGGAAGAGAAAUACACAGUACUAUGAGAAGGUCACCGAUCCACUAGAUCUCAGUACCAUAGAGAAGCAGAUCCUCACUGGACACUACAAAACCGUCGAGGCAUUUGAUGCGGACAUGCUCAAAGUGUUCCGCAAUGCUGAGAAAUAUUAUGGCCGCAAGUCUGCUGUGGGUCGUGACGUGUGCCGGCUGCGGAAGGCGUACUAUGGCGCGCGUCAUGAGGCUGCUGUGCAGAUUGAUGAGAUCGUGGGCGAGACGGCCAGUGAGGCCGACAGCUCUGAUUCGCUGGAGAGAGACCACGCCCACAAUCACCAUGAUGGAGGGGGCAGCCACGACAAAGACGAUGAUGUGAUCCGCUGCAUCUGUGGCAUGUACAAGGACGAAGGACUCAUGAUCCAGUGUGAGAAGUGCAUGGUGUGGCAGCAUUGUGAUUGCAUGCGUUUGGAGGCAGAAGUGGAGCAUUAUCUCUGUGAGCUGUGUGACCCUCGUCCAGUGGACAGGGAAGUCCCAAUGGUGCCCCAACCCAGCUAUGCCCAAUCAGGAUCCAUCUAUUAUAUAUGCCUGCUGCGUGAUGACUUACUAUUGCAUCAGGGUGACUGUGUGUACCUCAUGCGGGACAGCAGACGCACACAAGAAGGCCAGCCGGUGCGUCAAUCAUACCGUCUCCUGUCUCAUAUCAACAGAGACAAACUGGACAUCUUCCGUAUCGAGAAACUCUGGAAAAAUGAAAAAGGUGAAAGGUUUGCCUUUGGUCAUCACUAUUUCCGCCCCCAUGAAACACACCACUCUCCUUCCCGCCGCUUCUAUCAUAACGAGUUAUUCCGAGUGCCUCUCUAUGAGAUCAUACCACUGGAGGCGGUGGUGGGGAUGUGCUGUGUGUUGGACCUGUACACUUACUGCAAGGGUCGUCCGAAAGGGGUAAAGGAACAGGACGUUUACAUUUGCGACUACCGGCUGGAUAAAUCGGCACACCUGUUCUACAAGAUCCACCGCAACCGAUACCCGGUGUGCACCAAGCCCUACGCUUUCAACCACUUCCCCAAAAGAUUGGCGCCGAAGAGAGACUUCUCUCCUCACUAUGUGCCGGAUAACUACAAGAGGAACGGCGGGCGUUCUGCCUGGAAGAGUGAGCGGCCCAAAGGUGCAACAAACUGCGAUGAAGACCCCUCCCCCAGCGCAUCAUGUGACCAACUAUCCACUGGCUACUCGAGAGAUGGGGACGAGGGCGGAGGUAGAGGAGCGGAGGGAGACGUGGAGACCUCUCAAGAGGACUCCAGCACCCCUGUUCCCCAGCAAUCCACAUCACAGGAAAGGACGACUGGUGGAGAGGAGGAAGACGUUGAGGAAGAAGAGGAGGGUGAGGAGAGAAGAGACAUGGACGAGGGCGUUCGGGAAAGGGGAGGAGGAGGGCGGGACGUGUUGGACGCCCCAUGCUCAGCCUCGCUCUCCUCUUCACCUCUUCAUCCAUCAAUCCUGGGAAGGAGGGAAGCGCAGAGAGAGCGAUUGAACAAGAUUCUGCUCGAUCUGCUGCAUCGGGCGCCCAGCAAGAAUGCGAUAGAUGUGACGUAUCUCCUCGAGGAAGGCUCUGGUCGCCGCCUCCGCAGACGGACGCUUGGACUGAGCGAAUUUAUUUGCAGGAAGUAACGCUGAGAGCACUCUCUGCUGAGCACGCUUGCAGAGCAGCAAGAGAAUAAUGGAUAUCGAGGAGCAGAGGUGGACUACACCUGAAAAAAAAGAGGGAAAAUGGAGGUGGGAGGAUAUUUAUAUCUUGCAGUUUCUUUCUAAAGGAACUACAAGAGAGACCAGGCCGAGGUUCGUGCACUGAGGACACGCAAUUUGCUGCGUGUCGUCAACCUUGACGCGUUUCAAAAGUGCAAGUGUCACACAUAGGAAAGUUGAAACUGAAGAAAAGCGCCUUGAAAUUCGAACCCAGUUGUCAUGGAUGAACUAUGACUUUACUGGUCAAACGUGUCCAAUGACUAAGUUGUUAAGGAAGCGUGUGGUACUAAAUUUGGCCUUCGAUUCGGCUGCAAAUAGAAAAACUAGGAGACCGGUGCCACCUUGUGGUCUACAGUGGCAAUGACUUGAAAACGACCAAGAAAGAGCAGAACGAGGCAAAAAAAAACUGAAAUAGGAGCGACAUAGGAGGUGCAGUGUAGCGCGCACACACACUGCCCGUAGACUGAGAAGAGAGAGAGGACGAAAGGAGAGAGCUGAGAAAGAACGUUGGCUAACUGCACUUUUAACAACACGGACAUCAUUCGCUCCCCGGAGAUGUACGGAUAAGACACACUAACAUUCACACAGUAUUGAUGAAUGCUGUAUGAUAAAGCAAAACAAAUAAGUAUAUUACCUUCUUUUUUUUGUUUUUUGUUUGUUAUACUGCAAUUACAUUAGGAAUGGAGCACGACGGGGGUAUCCAUAUUUGUGAGUUCGGGACUUCGGGACUGGGCUGGAAUGUUUCGCUUCUGUUAUCGUGGGCAUUGCGAUUGGUUAGAGUGGGUGCCAGCUCCGCCCCCAUUAAAAAAAAAAAAAAGUAUUUAAUUCACCAGCUUAAAAAAACAACAAAACAAAAUCUAGCAGUGGAGGCGCUGGCUUUAAAUAUAUAUAACGCCUUAGAAUGCCAUGAUGUUGAGCGUUUUUUUGUUUAUGGUAGUGUCUACUAGUGUGUGAGAUUCUUUACGGUGUAAGAAUGUGUGUGUGUGUGUGUGUGUGUGAGCCCAUUCUGAUAAUAUAAAUACGAAAGAGGAAACAACUAAGGGCUUGACAGCAGUUAAUAAACCGUUAAAUUCAUGAAUUCACAAGAACUUAUUAAAUCAUGUGAUGUCAUAUUUUUUGUGGUUUGUAGGGCGGGUGGGGUGGGAUGGGGUUGGGUCGCGGUUUUAGUAUUGUCAUUUUCUUUUAAUUUUUUUAAUGGCCUUUCAGGUUGCCAUGGAGAAUGUUUAUAUACAAAAUCAUGAUGAGAUUUGUUUCGCCCUUAAAGCUUCAGCUAUGACAGAAAAGUAUUUCAACCCCCUUAGAAAAAACAACAACGAUGAAAACUGACAAACAAAAGGAAAGUUGUAUAGUGCCAAGCUAUGUAUAUAUACAGACAGGAAAAUGUGAGAAAUGUCUCCAAAAGCAAUAUCUUGAUAAUGGAUUUUGUGUAUUGUAUUGUACAGGAUUCAGCCCUAUAUGUAUUAUUAUUAUUAUUAUUAUUGUUAUUAUUAUUAGCAUUCUUAAACGAUUUGUAUUGACAGAACUGUCACAUGUAACUUUUUCGAGAAGUGGAGGAGAAAGUGGCAGACGUUAUGAUUAAUAAUCGCUACAAAUUUCCAUAAACGACAAACCGUCUGAAACCUUGUUACCCAAAAACAUGAAUUUAGCGCAUUUCGAGGGGGAGGAUUGUCUGAUGAACUUUGUCGACCUGGCACCCGUCACUGUAAUAAUUAAUAUGAAUUAUUAUUAUUAUUAUUAUUAUUACUUUUUGAGGAGAAAAAGAUAUAAUGUUCCUCGUUUUUCUUUUGCUGCAAAGUGUUGAACACUAAAAAAACAAACCAACAUAAAAAUGUAAAAUGAUAUUUUGGCAGGAAAAGAAGCUGUCAACCCGAUAUCAUGUUCUUAAUCUCCUUUUUAAUUUUUUGUUCUUCAAAUGAGAAAAGAUUGUUCUGUUUUCUUUGUGAUAGCGGUCAUAAAUAUAAUGCUUGUAUUUCUUGUAUUUGUGUGUUUUUGUGUGAUUUGUUUAGUUCUUUUUAGACAAUCACAAAAUAAGAUGCAAGCAUUGUAUAUGGACAGACUGGCAGGCAUUUUGUGAUGUUGUGUACAGUUUGUCGAAACUUCUUCCACUCUGGUUCAAAGUUUGUAAUUAUAAAGUCAUGAAGAUGCUGUUGGUUUUUACUUUUUUUGUUUUGUUUUAUAUUCUAUUUGUUUCGUUUGUUUGUUUGUUUUUUAAUAAAAAGCACUACAUUAUUGUGAAUAUACUUGCCUGUUGCUCAUACAUUUAGCAGAGAAUCUGUGAUGCAGUUCUUUUACUAGGUCAUAACCAUUAUUACUCCAGGUAUACAGACAAAUCGUAUUUUAAUUGUAUGGACAGUCAAUACAUCUUCAAAUAAAGUGAAUUUUAACUAU
Pimephales promelas (fathead minnow) is the source of this 11693-nucleotide messenger RNA. The record is from RefSeq and is a predicted model, not a curated record. NCBI's taxonomy places the organism in Eukaryota, Metazoa, Chordata, Actinopteri, Cypriniformes, Leuciscidae.